UACACACGACACGUAUAUCUCUACGUUCGUUAGGGUUUUGAAAAUUGAAAAUUUGAAACCAAAAGACCGCCAUUUUCUCUCAAAUCGAGCUUCCCCAUCGUAACUUGUGUCCCUCAUUUCAAAUCCUCAUCGUACUAUUCCCCUAUCGUCGAGAAGAAAUCUGGGUGAACAAAAUCAAUUUCAGUUCAUAUCUCAGAUGGAUUUUCCAACGGAAACAGGACCAAAGAAUGUUGAUUCAUCCUUGUGGCCACAUAAUUCUAAGUCAUUACUAGAAAUAUUAACAGAGAUAAAUCAGAAUGUUCAAAAAAUGCUAAGAUUGAUCAAAGAUGGUGAACCUGAGUCUAAAGAGAGGUUUCUUUGCUUAUAUCAGUCUCUUGGUGAGACUUACCACGAAUUGAACCAAGAGCUCAUCAACGGCCUCCUCAAAUUUGAUCUUAAGCUUUCGUGUUCAGACCACUACGAUGCCUCUUCCCUUGCAACUUCAAUGGCGCAUUUGAGCUCCUUUGACUCUGAUGUUUCUCCUUCUGUGGUGUUAGAUUCGGAGCCAGGAUCCACAUCUCUUAAGCACCACACGGUCUCACCAGGGAGCAAAACGAGCAGCGAAAUGGCUCCGAGCGAGGUUGAGAAGAACCAGUCUGCGUUUUCGCUUGCUGAUAUCUUUCGUGCGGAGCUAGAAACCUCACUGAGCGAGUUAGAAGCCAGAGACAGACGCGUGGUCGAGUUAGAGAGUAAGCUAUCGGAUUCGAGUUCCAAGAUUCAGAGUCUAGAAAGGGAGCUCGAGGAGUGUAGUGAGUGUUUAGAGGUAUCAGACGUUGAGGUUUUAAAGCUGAUGGAAAUGUUGAAUGAAUGCAAGAACGAGAAAUCGAAGCUGCAGACGGAUAAUGAUGGUGCUGAGUUGUUAGAUAGCCUAAGAGCAGAGUUGAGAUCAAGAGAUAUACAGAUCGAGCAAAUGGAGGAGUACUUGAACCAGGUUUGUGUUAAAGACACUGAGAUUAUGUCUGAAUCAGGAGGAACCGACAAGAAUGCCAUGGAAGAAUUGAAAAGUAGAGUUGAAGAGCUGGAGAAUCUAGUGGAGCUGCAGAGAGAUGUGAUAUCACAAAGAGAGGAAGAGAAAAGGGAAGCUAUAAGAGAGCUUUGUUUCUCUCUGGAUCAUUACAAGAGCAGAUACAUUGGACUUGUGAGAUCACUUUCAGGCAAUAACAAGGUAAACUGAUUUGUAGAUAGUAUCCAAAACUUGUAGAAGAGAUGAUUAGGCUUGUGCUUGUAUGAUGCAAAUUAAGAUCUAAUUUUCAUCUUGUAAUCAGAAAUUUCAUUUUAAUUUUUUGAGGUAAACAUAUGUUGCAUCAUCUUUUCACAUAAUUUUGAUUGAAAGAGUAUGAAAAUGCUAAGAGAAUGUUAUUUAAAUGUAAACUGAUUUUAA
Thlaspi arvense is the source of this 1420-nucleotide messenger RNA. The record is from the annotation of a GenBank genome assembly. Lineage: Eukaryota; Viridiplantae; Streptophyta; Magnoliopsida; Brassicales; Brassicaceae.